Messenger RNA from Aspergillus pseudotamarii, 1933 nucleotides. RefSeq names its product cytochrome P450. The record is from RefSeq and is a predicted model, not a curated record. The coding region runs from base 448 to 1641 and encodes 397 amino acids. The transcript has a single exon. Gene Ontology annotation, molecular function: monooxygenase activity; iron ion binding; heme binding. Lineage: Eukaryota; Fungi; Ascomycota; Eurotiomycetes; Eurotiales; Aspergillaceae.
CGGGCUCCGACCGAACCGUUCUCAUUCUUUUCUAUUAUCGCCAGGCAUUGAAUUCUGGCUAUUGUUAUAUACAAUGGUUGACGCCGGAAGUGUUGUUCUCUUAAUUGUCGGGUUGAUUAUUACUCAUCUUAUCACGAAUCGAUUCUGUCUGUCUGGAAUUCCGGGCCCCUCGCUGGCAGCCUACACUCGACUGUGGAAGCUGUACAAGGCAUGGAAGGGCGACCACCAUCACACGGAGAUUGACCUUCACCGGAAAUAUGGCUCUUUGGUACGAAUCGGCCCCAGACAUAUCUCAGUGAGCGACCCUAAGGCCAUCCCGAUCAUCUAUGGCAUUAAUAAUGGCUUUACCAAGGUAGGUCAGUUUGCAAGUCCUUCUAUCCCAGAGGUAACCAUCUCCAGACGGCUUUCUAUCCGAUUCAAUCCAUAUCGUGGGACAAGAAACCUCAAAUGAACCUCUUUUCUACUCGAGACGAGCGUUUCCAUCGUGACCAGAAACGUCCUGUUGCCGGUGCUUACAGUAUGACCUCUAUCCUCGAAAUGGAGUCUGCUGUCGACUCGUGCACCGAGCUGUUUCUGUCCCAGAUCCGAAAGAUGGUGACGGAAAAGGCGCCGAUUGACCUCGGGGUAUGGCUGCAAUACUACGCCUUCGACGUUGUUGGCGAGCUGUCUUUCGCUCAGAAGCUAGGCUUCUUGGAGAAAGGCCAGGAUGUAGACAAUAUGAUUGAGGCAAUCCAGGGAAUGCUCACAUAUGCGUUGAUAUGCGGCCAGAUCCCGGAGGCUCACAAAGUCCUCCUCGGGAACCCUCUGUUCCCUAUUCUACUCCCUCAAAUGGAGACAUGGAACCAAGUGGUCGUAUUCACCCUGAAGGCAAUCAAUCGACGAGCGUCCCUACAGCGCGACGGGGAUCUGAAAAAGGACGAGAUGGACGAAGCAAUUGGCGGAAAGGACAUGAUGUCUCGGUGGCUGGCAAUCCAUAACGCUGACCCGACACGGUUAUCGACAAGAGACCUUAUUGUCCACCUAUCGGCAAACGUCUUCGCCGGAUCUGAUACAACUGCAAUUGCCCUGCGCGCAAUUCUCUACUAUCUCAUCUGCCACCCAGACAAAAUGUCAAAAGUGCGAGCGGAGAUCGACAUAGCAGACCGAGAGGGUAAACUCAGUAAUCCGAUCUCCUACCACGAAUCAACUACACAUCUUCCAUACUUUGGGGCGGUUAUGAAAGAGGCAAUGCGCUUGCACCCAUCAGUUGGAGGGAACCUCGAGCGUCAUGUGCCGCCGCAGGGCGUCACUCUUUGCGGCCAACACAUCCCAGGCGGUACAAAGGUUGGUAUCAACCCCUGGGUUGUCCACCGAGAUCCGAUUGUCUUUCCUCGGCCGGACUCCUUCCUCCCGGAGCGAUGGCUGGAAAACCCCCCCGAAAAGCUAAAAGAAAUGGAGAAAGCCUUUCUCAACUUCGGCGCAGGCUCGCGAUCGUGUGUUGGGAAGACAAUCUCUCUGAUGGAAAUGCGGAAAAUUCUGCCUCAGUUGUUGCGCGAAUUCGAUAUUCACUUGCAUCAGAACAGGCCGUGGAAGACAAGAAAUGUAUGGUUUGUGCAACAAGAGGAGUUCAUAUGUGACUUGACACCAAGGAUGCACUCGUGAUAGGCUUUCGUGUGGGCUUUAGCUCGAGCGUUUCGAAUACAUGAUACGAUCUAUCUUGCGCUGAUAGGCUCCUUGCUAAUUUAAUUGUCUUGCAUGAGUGUAAAUGAUAAUGAACAAGAAUUUGGGUCUUGUCAGGCUUCCAGCUUCACAUUCCUGCAAAUCAGUGCAGAUUGAGUCUCAUAUCAUUAAAUAUAACCUCUUCAGUUGGUUCGCUUUGAUGUAACAUAUAGAGGUAGCAUGGCUCUCAGUCAAGGCAUGCAUAAAUAACAUAGGUAACGUAAGCAGCAUAUGG